Messenger RNA from Ostreococcus tauri, 1512 nucleotides. Its product is annotated as Ubiquitin interacting motif. Bases 1 to 1512 code for a protein of 503 amino acids. NCBI's taxonomy places the organism in Eukaryota, Viridiplantae, Chlorophyta, Mamiellophyceae, Mamiellales, Bathycoccaceae. The transcript has a single exon. The record is from RefSeq and is a predicted model, not a curated record.
AUGCGUCGAUCGUUCCUCGAGCGCGCGCGACGGGUGGAGGACGCGGACGGGUCGGUGGACGGCGGCGACGCCGAGGGUGCCGACGCAUGGACGCGCGAAGGGGCGAACGGGCCUGGGGUGGACGAUGCUUGGAUGGAUGGGACGGCGGGCGCGGGGACGUUCGUGCGGGAGCUUCCGGGGGCGUCGAGCUCGCUCGAGGCGGCGGUGGUGCGAGCGAUGGGGGAGGUGUCUUUGGGUAGGGUUUUUGAACGCGCUGGGGUGAAGACGCUGACGCGGGAGACCCGGGGGGGGGUGAUGGCGAUCGACGAGAAUGCGGUGCGCGCGGCGACGGACGCGGCGACGGACGCGGCGAUGGAGGCGAAGACGCGGGCGUUGGCGUCGCACGCGGCGAGCGGGGGGUGGAGAGGAACCGCGACGGAGGAUAGCGCGCAGGGCGCUUUUCAGCGGGCGGUUUUCGCGAAGAAAUUACACGAAAAGAUUGUCGCGGCGGUGACGCUGGAGGUGCGCAGACGGGCGGAGAGCGAGCUGCGGAGCGCGAGGAGACGAGCGCAAGAGAUGGACCUCGCGGGGCGACAUGAGGCGCGAGAACGAUUGGAUAAGCAGCGUCAGGUCCCGCAUGAGCCUUGGUUUUUGAUGGAGACGCCGAAGGAGGAGCAACAGAGGCUACGAAAGCACGCGGCGUUGGAGGCGGCGGCGUUGGAGGCGGGCUCCGAGGUGCCGCCGCCGCCGCUACCGGCGAACGUGCACGUGGAGGCGGUUCCGGAUCCCACCGACGAGUCCGUCACCGGUGUGGUUAAGUUUUGCUUUUACGCGGUGCGCUCGCAUCCACGACCGAUUCAAAAGGUGCUCGAUUACCUCUUCGGGUACUCCCCGGCGGUGGACGGCGAGGACUUGGAGGACAUCGCGGCGUACGCGCAGGGACUUCCCGUGUCCAGGGGGAAGACGCCGAGGGAGUUGGCGGUGACGUACGCGACGAAUCUUGAUAAAAUAUUAGGAGAGCGGGACAAGGUGGUGCUCAAGGGUUUAAUCAAGAACGUGCGAGACGAGUGGGCGACGCACAUCAAGGCUGGCCAAGACGCGGUGCAACAGCUCGAGUCCACGCCGCUUGACUCUGCGCAAGAUAUCAGUGAGCAAAAUCGAGACAGUUGGCUCCGCGCAAUGUUUCCCACGCUUGAUUGGCCCGCCCAAGACCGUCGAAAUCGCAGAUUCGUCGAGGGUCUCGGACAGAACCUCGAGGUGACGAGGACUAUCACGACUUCGAGGCCGGUGCCGCUCGCCAUCGCGCGCGCGGCGGUCGCCAAACGCGACGUCACAGAUCCACACCGAAAGACCGAAGAGGUGGAGGUGGAUGGGAGAAUUGUCCGUCACGCCGCAGACGGCGUCCCCAUCGUCGCUCCAGAGGGUUUCUUCCCGAGUUCGGCGUCCAUCCAAGCUCGCAAAGCAGAGGCCAAAAAAUUCCGAGCCGCCGCGCAAGCCGCCGAGGAUAAACUCGCCGCCCGCCGACGCGGAUGA